AUGAUGCCUCGUCCAGGCAGAAACACGUACAGCGACCAGAAACCUCCCUACUCGUACAUCUCCUUGACCGCUAUGGCCAUCCAGAGCUCCCCGGACAAAAUGCUCCCCCUGAGCGAGAUCUACAAAUUCAUCAUGGAUCGUUUCCCUUACUACCGAGAGAACACGCAGAGGUGGCAGAAUUCGCUCAGACACAACCUUUCCUUCAAUGACUGUUUCAUUAAGAUCCCUCGUAGGCCGGACCAGCCGGGUAAGGGCAGUUUCUGGGCAUUGCACCCCAACUGCGGGGAUAUGUUCGAGAACGGCAGCUUCCUGAGGCGCCGCAAACGCUUCAAGGUGAUGAAAGCGGACCACUUGGCGGUGAGCAAGCAGUCGGACGCAACGCAUUACCUCCAGCAGCAGGCGAAGCUGCGGCUCAGCGCGCUGGCCGUGUCCGGCACUCACCUGCCGCAGAUACCCAGCUACAGCAUGGGCGUUUCUCAGAGCACGAGCUUCAAACACCCCUUCGCCAUCGAGAACAUCAUCGCCAGAGAGUACAAAAACGUGAUGUCGAGCGGACUGGCUUUCUCGGCGGUGCAGCCCAUGCAGGCCGGCUACCCCAUGCAUUCAGUCGGGAGUCCCAUCGGUACAGCCUGGCCCCACAUGUACAGUACCAGUGUGAUGGACACGGCGCCGCCGCUCUCCGUGCCCAGCAGCGACUAUAGCGCCUACGGCGUACCCAUUAAACCCCUGUGCCACGGCGGACAGACUUUGCCGGCCAUACCGGUGCCGAUUAAACCCUCCCCGGCCACCGUGCCUGCCUUGCCGGCUUUACCUGCGCCGAUCUCGGCCAUCCUGUCCAACAGUCCUGCCACGCUGAGUCCUACCUCUCCGCAGAUCGGUAACGGCCAGAGGAGCCCGAGCCCGAGCCCCGGCGAUACGUUAACGAGCGCUGGCACCGCUCUGCAGUCGGUGGCCGUGCACUGA
This is a messenger RNA of Hypanus sabinus (Atlantic stingray), 963 nucleotides long. RefSeq names its product forkhead box B1a (gene foxb1a). The transcript has a single exon. Gene Ontology annotation, molecular function: RNA polymerase II cis-regulatory region sequence-specific DNA binding; DNA-binding transcription factor activity, RNA polymerase II-specific. Gene Ontology annotation, biological process: anatomical structure morphogenesis; regulation of transcription by RNA polymerase II; cell differentiation. NCBI's taxonomy places the organism in Eukaryota, Metazoa, Chordata, Chondrichthyes, Myliobatiformes, Dasyatidae. The record is from RefSeq and is a predicted model, not a curated record. The coding region runs from base 1 to 963 and encodes 320 amino acids.